AUGAGUGAUUUAAAGAUUUGCGUGAUGGGAUCAGGUGGUACUGGAAAGAGCUGCAUCACCAUUCAAUUCAUUCAAGGUAGCUUUGUCGAACGUUACGACCCAACCAUCGAAGAUUCUUAUCGAAAACAUCUCGAAGUCGAUCAACGCGUUCGAGUUUUGGACAUUCUCGAUACGGCAGGUCAACAAGAAUAUUCAGCCAUGCGUGACUCCUACAUGCGAACAGGAGAUGGAUUUGUUUUCGUUUUUGAUUUGACAGAUCCUUCUUCCUUGGUCGAUGCUCUUGAAAUGCAUGAACAAUUACAACGAUCCAAAGAUAGAGAUGACGUUCCUGUUGUCCUUGUUGGUAACAAGUGUGAUUUAAUCAGCGAAAGAGCCAUUUCAAGAGAAGAAUGUUUGGCAGCAGCAAAGAAAUUGGGAAAUUAUUGUAAAUAUGUAGAAGCCUCUGCAAAGGAGAAUGUGAAUAUUACAACCAUUUUUGAGACAGUGGUGAAAUUGGUGGAUGGUUAUGAAGUGGAUGAGCAAAAUGGUGAGGAGACUGACGAGGAGGAAAAUGCCACCAAUUCUCAGAAGAAGGAAAACAAGUCUUCAAAGAAGAAGAAUCUUCGAUUGCCAAAGAUGAAAUUGAGUAAGGCACAAUGUUCGAUCUUGUAA
This is a messenger RNA of Naegleria fowleri, 651 nucleotides long. RefSeq lists its product as uncharacterized. The transcript has a single exon. Gene Ontology annotation, cellular component: plasma membrane. NCBI's taxonomy places the organism in Eukaryota, Heterolobosea, Eutetramitea, Acrasida, Naegleriidae. The record is from RefSeq and is a predicted model, not a curated record. Gene Ontology annotation, biological process: signal transduction. The coding region runs from base 1 to 651 and encodes 216 amino acids. Gene Ontology annotation, molecular function: GDP binding; GTPase activity; GTP binding.